GGAGGGGGCUUCUCCGCCCCUCGUGUUUCUCCGCGACGAGGUCCCAGGAACGAGAUGCGGAUUGGGGGGCGGGUGGCAGCGACGGGCGGCGGCGUGCAGCGGCGAUCGUGUAGGACCGUCGAGCCGUGAACUGCCGUGAGCAGCCGUGAGCGUCGAUACCCCGAGGCCUGCAGGAAACCUCGAGCGCCGCGCGCGAGCCCGCGAUCAAUAAUCAACGGACGGACGAUUCGCGAUCGGUGAACCGCCCCCUUGUUCACGGCCGGGCACGAUCCGUCCCCGAUCCAUGAUCACGAUGAUCCAUCCGCAAUCCAUCCGCAAUCCAUCCGCCUCCAUCGCCCCCGACCCUGAGCCCAUCGGCGAACGAAGCACGACACAGCGUCACGCCCAUGGCAGUGGGCCCACAAGAUCGGCAUCCCAUCCACCCACGCGUCAUCCGCGCCCCUUGAUCCUCGCGCGACACAGCCGAGAGACGCGCGCUCGCGCUCGAAUCAAGUCGCCGAGCGUCCACGCCCAGCGCCUCGCGCGCGACUUCCGUGCACGCCGUCGCCGUCGCCGCCGGCACAGCGCCGCGCGCAGAGGGGACGCAGACGCCUUUCGCGGCGUCGACUACAUUGACACCCGCGGUGCUCUGCGGCGCGUAUCGCGCCGUUUCGAGAGCGCACCGGUGACACCUGAGGUCCCAGGAGAUCCCACGCCUGCCAACCCUGUGAUGCUCGGUCUGAUGAAGACGUGCUCGCAGGCCCACACAGAACCCCGUGCGCGUAAACGCGCAGCACCGAAUGAAUUCAAAGAGACGCGGAGGUUGAUAGACGACAUCACUCGGCGAAUGGUCGAGCGCCCGAUGGAACAUAUAUGCACAUCGGAGCGCUGAAAUGGGACACGGCGCUCCGAGCGACGGCGGCACACAUCUGGAAUGCGAAAAGAGAUUCGCGUUC
Heterobasidion irregulare TC 32-1 is the source of this 935-nucleotide messenger RNA. RefSeq lists its product as uncharacterized. Bases 284 to 871 code for a protein of 195 amino acids. The transcript has a single exon. The record is from RefSeq and is a predicted model, not a curated record. NCBI's taxonomy places the organism in Eukaryota, Fungi, Basidiomycota, Agaricomycetes, Russulales, Bondarzewiaceae.